AUGAAUGAAUCUGCUGUGAAGAUGAUUCAGUGCCUGCAAAAACUCAGUGCUGCAGAGUUCCUGAUGUUUAAAGAGCUGCUCAGGAGAGAAAUGGAGGAAUAUGAACACAUGCAAGUCUCCUGGGAUAUUAUUAAGAUGGCUUCCGAAAGAGACCUAAUAUUGCUGUUGAACAGAAAUUAUCUAAAACAUUUAUGGGGGGUACUAUCGUCCCUGUUUGUCCAGGUCAAUCGGACAGACCUCUGGACUAUGGCUCAGACACUGAAGAUAGAUGAUCAAAAUUCAUACAAAGAGAUUAUGAAGAUUAUAUUUCAACACAUAUGGUCCAAGGAGACCUUCGUUCAAAUGGAUGAGGAAAACUACCAAAUAAGUGUAGAAGAGGAGUACAAUGCAUUGCAAGAAGUAUUUGAUUGUCCCUUAGAGCCGGUCACUACAGUUGUACUAGCUAAAGGAAAAGGAAAAACCACUUUCUUAAGAAAAGCAAUGUUGGACUGGGCGUCAGGAAAGUUAUGGCAGAACAGAUUUCAGUAUGUUUUCUUCAUCUCUCUCAUCUCACUUAACAAUGUUACAGAAUUGAGUUUAGCUGAGCUUAUGUUAGCUAAGUUGUCUGAGUCUUCAGAGACACUGGAAAAAAUCAUAUCUGAUCCAAAGAGAGUCUUGUUUAUCCUGGAGGGACUUGAAUACCUGAAAUUUGACUUGGAUCUCAGGACAAACUUGUGCAAUGACUGGGGGAAGACGCUGCCGACACAAGUUGUCUUCAGCAGUUUGCUACAGAAAGUAAUGCUCCCAGGAUCCUCUCUGCUUCUUGAAUUGGGAAACCCAAGUGUACCAAAAAUCUAUCCCUUGCUGCAAUAUCCAAAGAAGAUAACUAUUCAGGGAUUCACUGAUGAAAUCACAAGGUUCUAUUGUAUGUGCUUCUUCAGCGGUUACCAGAAAGGCUCACAAGUCUUUGAUUAUUUAAAAAAAAGUGAACAAUUACUCACUUUAUGCAGAAACCCCUAUAUAUGCUGGGUGUCCUGUAGUACUUUAAUGUGGCAAUGGGACAGGGAAGAGGAAAUGAACUUAGUUGGUGUGACAGAUUCGAUUAUCUACACAAGCUUUAUGGUGAGCGCAUUCAGAUCAGUGUAUGACAACUGUCCACCUAAUCAGAACAGAGCACGAUUAAAGACCCUGUGUACCUUGGCUGCAGAGGCAAUGUGGAAACAGGUAUUUGUGUUCACAUCUGAGGAUCUCAGAAGGAAUGGGAUAUCGGAAUCUGAGAAGGCAGUGUGGCUGGGAAUGAACUUUCUCUGUACUCAAGGUGAAGACUUCAUGUUUUACCAUCCUACACUACAGUCAUAUUUCACUGCCCUGUUCUAUUUCCUCAGACAAGAUGAAGACACACCUCACCCUGUCAUUGGAAGCCUGCCCCAACUUCUAAGAGAAGUUUAUGAUCAUGGCCAAACCAUAUGGCUCCUGACAGGGAUAUUUGUGUUUGGAAUUGCCACUGAAAAAGUCACCAACAUACUGAAACCACACUUUGAUUUUAUACCAUCCAAAGAUAUAAAACAGGAAAUCCUCAAAUGCUUUAGAAGUUUGAGUCAAGCAGAGUGCAGUGAGAAACUGAUGAAUACCCAGAGUUUGUUUGAGAGUCUACUUGACAACCAGGAAGAAAGCUUUGAAACAGAAGUGAUGGAUCUAUUUGAAGAAAUGACUGUUGAUAUUAGUAAUGUUGAUGCAUUGUUGGUGGCUACACAUGGUCUGCUGAAAUCUCAAAAAUUAAAGAAACUUCAUCUGCAUAUACAACACAAAGUUUUUUCAGAAAUCUAUAACCCCGAAGACGGUGACUUAGAAGAAUUUGAAUACAACAAAAAAAAGGCAAUAAAAUAUUGGAGUAUGUUGUGCAAAAUUUUCCAGGACUUGCAGGUGUUGGAUCUGGACUGCUGUAAUUUCAAUGAAACUGCCAUUAGGCGUCUCUGUGACUCAAUGUAUCCAUCUUCUAAAGAUCCUCUGACUGCAUUUAAGCUUCAAAGCUUGUCGUGUCCCUUCAUGACUAACUUUGGAGAUGGUGCAUUAUUUCACACGAUUCUUCUACUACCUCACCUGAAAUCCGUGAACCUAUAUGGCACCAAUCUCUCCAAUGACGCGGUUGAGAAUAUGUGCUCUGUGCUGAAAUGCCCAGCAUGCAGAGUGGAGGAGCUACUGUUGGGUAAAUGUGACAUCUCAAGUGAGGCUUGUGGCAUGAUUGCUACUUCUCUAACCUACUGCAAGGUGAAACAUCUCUCGUUGGUUGAAAAUCCCUUGAAGAACAAAGGAGUGAUGUUACUGUCUGAAAUCCUGAAGCAUCCAAGCUGUGUCCUGGAGACACUGAUGUUGUCACAUUGCUGUCUCAACUUCAAUGCCUGUUGCCAUCUCUACGAAGUCCUGUUGUGCAACAAAUACCUCUCUCUUCUUGACCUGAGUUCAAAUGUCCUAGAAGAUUUUGGAGUGAACAUUCUGUGUGAAGCUUUGAAGGACCCAAAGUGCACCCUUCAGGAGUUAUGGUUGUCUAGUUGCUUUCUCACUUCAAACUGCUGUGGGGGCAUCUCUGCUGUCCUUACUAGCAAUAAAAAUCUAAAGACCCUGAAACUGGGCAAGAAUAACAUAGAAGACGCGGGCAUCAAGCAGUUAUGUGAGGCUCUAAGGAAUCCUAAUUGUAAACUGCAGUGUCUUGGGUGA
Molecule: messenger RNA, 2694 nt
Organism: Peromyscus leucopus (white-footed mouse)
Lineage: Eukaryota; Metazoa; Chordata; Mammalia; Rodentia; Cricetidae
Product: NACHT, LRR and PYD domains-containing protein 9B-like
Biological process (GO): regulation of inflammatory response
Cellular component (GO): cytoplasm
Source: RefSeq, a predicted model, not a curated record